AUGAGUAGCCAAGGAAGAGGUGGAGGUCGAGGUCUUGAGCAAGGUCGCGCAGAACCGCAAGUGAAGGUUGCAGAGGAUCCCUGGGUAGAUGGGAUUUUGAGGGCACUCGAGGAAGCGGGAAUACGGAUGGAUAGGCAGACCCAGGAGAGAAAUGCCACUGUUGCCGCUACUGUUGAGGCCGCCGUUGCUGCUACCAGUGGGGCCAAUGGGAAUAACAGGAAUCAGGGGAAUAAUGGGAAUCCAACUCCGGGACCGGCAAAUGUGAUCAGGCCGAUAUCUAAGUUGGUCGAACAGUUCUUGAAGUUAAAACCGCCGAAGUUCAACGGAAAGGGUGACCCCGAGGCUGCACCGCGUUGGGUAGAAGAAUUAGAGAAAGCCUUCGAAGUUCUGGGGUGCACUGAGACUGAAAGGGUGACUUUGGCUAUAUACCAACUGCAGGAUAAUGCAAAUGGCUGGUGGAAGGCCACCAAGGGCAGAAGUGCCCAGAAAAGGAAACUGGCGGAAUUUAUGAGACUUCGCCAAGGAUCAAUGACUGUGGAUCAAUAUGAAGCGGAGUUCGCUAGAUUGUCGAAGUUUGCACCUAGGAUGGUGGAGAACCCGCAGGAUAAGGUUCGGAGAUUUCGGGACAAAUUGAAGCCGGAUCUUCGAAGCCAUAUGAUUUCUUUGAAUAUUCGGGACUACGGGGAGAUGUAUGAACGGGCUCAAGCCAUAGAACGAGAUCAGUUGGAAAGGGCAGCCACUUCUGGAUCGCGAUUCGCCCAGAAUAGGGGCAACCGCCGCUUCGGGAAGAAGCCGAUGGCGGGAAACAGGCGAUUCGUCCCACCGAUUAGAAAGAAUAUCGGAAAACCGAACCACCAGCAGAAUAGAUUUGGGGCUUGUUUCAAGUGUGGGAGUUUGGAGCAUCAAAUCAGGAAUUGCCCCCAGCAACGCCCAGCAGGUCCACCGAUGCAACCACAACAGCCCCGAGUUGGGAAUCAGGCUGGGAAUCCCCCGCCGGCUAAUCUGAACAGGCCGCCGGCAUAA
This is a messenger RNA of Syzygium oleosum, 1023 nucleotides long. RefSeq lists its product as uncharacterized. Lineage: Eukaryota; Viridiplantae; Streptophyta; Magnoliopsida; Myrtales; Myrtaceae. Bases 1 to 1023 code for a protein of 340 amino acids. Gene Ontology annotation, molecular function: zinc ion binding; nucleic acid binding. The record is from RefSeq and is a predicted model, not a curated record. The transcript has 2 exons.